AUGGUCGUAAUAUUUCAAGCGUACUUCGAAUGCCCAUUAAGUAUGAAUUCAGAUGCGAUUCAACAGCAACCACAAUAUUUUCCAGCAUUCAGCUUUUGCAACGUUGGAGAAUUGCGUUACGAUCAAUUUAUUGACCCGUUUUUAAAUUACACUAAUGCAAACAAUGUGACCAGCUCGAAUGAUACGACAACGAUUACACGUAAUCAAGCUAGUUAUAUCCCAAACUUCCUAUUGGAACAAUUGAACCAAAAUAAAUCAUUAGAACAGUAUUUUUUUUCACUCUCACCUAUGCUUUAUCAGUGUUCAUUCGAUUCUAAACCUUGCUCAGCAGCUGAUUUCAUUUCUUUUACGGAAGCAGGUUUUGGUUCUUGUUAUACCUUCAAUGCACAACUCAAAAACACUACAGCUCAAACACCUAGAUAUGCUAUUUUAGGUGGCACUGGACUCCAGUUAGGACUUUACGUAUAUAGUCAACAGUAUGUACCAUAUGUCUCAGAUGGUAUUGGUAUGAUAAGUCUGCUACACAACAAUACACAACCGCCGUUUCUGGAUUUAACAGGAAUGUACUUAAGUCCUGGACGCAAAUAUAAAAUAAGCUAUACGACAACGAUUACGAAUUAUUUAGCUACACCAAACUCGCAAUGUACUGAUGAUGUUCCUCAAUCGAUGAAAGGCAUUUUAAGCAAUUAUCCUAGUGCCGAUUAUGGAUAUUCACAAGCUCUUUGUAUUGAAAACAACGUACAGAUUCAGACUUACCAACAAUGUGGAUGUGUUAGUCCAUACGCAUGGGAUAAGCGUGCGAUAACUUUGCCCGGCACGAGUAACAUCUUUAUAGCACCUCUGUGUAAUAUUACAGAUACUUGCUAUUUACAAGCCGUAAGUGCGUAUCUAACCGCACCGAUUAGUUCAAACAGCAACAAUUUUACCUGUCCAAAGAGAUGCUCGAACGUGAAUUUUCCUGUGGAAAAAUCGGAGCUAUCAACCCCACUCGAAUGGCAGAUGAGUGAUAUCAAGAGUUUUGUCGAAAAUUCGUCGGUUCCAUUACCAGCGAAUUGGUCGGUCAUGUGGCGAGACUACAUUCGUAUGAAUUAUCUAUCUAUAAAUGUCGUCUGUGAGACAAAUGUCAUCGAUGCUAAGCAGCAGACAUUAGUCUAUACCACAAAUACUCUAAUUUCGAAUAUUGGAGCUCAGGCUGGUCUAUGGCUUGGCCUUACUGUUCUUGUUUUCGCAGAAUUAAUCGAACUUUUAUAUCAUUUGCUUCGUUUUACAUGUCAAAAAAUUCGAUCAAAAAUGUAA
Rotaria socialis is the source of this 1296-nucleotide messenger RNA. The record is from the annotation of a GenBank genome assembly. Lineage: Eukaryota; Metazoa; Rotifera; Eurotatoria; Philodinida; Philodinidae.